This is a messenger RNA of Brachypodium distachyon (stiff brome), 1451 nucleotides long. RefSeq names its product homeobox protein knotted-1-like 4. The transcript has 5 exons. The coding region runs from base 145 to 1083 and encodes 312 amino acids. Gene Ontology annotation, biological process: regulation of DNA-templated transcription. Gene Ontology annotation, molecular function: DNA-binding transcription factor activity, RNA polymerase II-specific; DNA binding. Gene Ontology annotation, cellular component: nucleus. NCBI's taxonomy places the organism in Eukaryota, Viridiplantae, Streptophyta, Magnoliopsida, Poales, Poaceae. The record is from RefSeq and is a predicted model, not a curated record.
AGCCUCUCUCUCUCUCUCUCUCUCUCUCUCUCUCUCUCUCUGACUGCAAGCUUUCCCUUGACCUAGGCCCCGUCCUGCCCUUUCUGCCACAAUUAACCCCCUCACUAGAUAAUUAGGAUCAACUAGAAGAUAAGUAUAGCACUCAUGGAUCAGCUUCCUCUUCCUUCUGGUGGCUCCAAGGCCUCCACGCCCUUCCACCUUACCUUAGACAACACAACGACAUCAACCUCACCGCCGGCGCCGGCGCCCGGCUCGGAACCUUCUACCCGGUCCAACCAUGAGAGGAGCACAGAUACGAUCAAGGCAAAGAUCAUGUCUCACCCUCUCUACCCGGCUCUCCUCAGAUCCUUCAUAGAGUGCCAGAAGGUGGGAGCCCCGCAGGAGGUUGUCGGCCGGCUAUGCGCCCUCGCCGGCGAGCUAGAGUCAGAUUGUGGCGACCAGCGGCAAGAUUCGUUGGACGCAGAACUUGACGAGUUUAUGACCUACUGUCAUGUGCUGGUGAGGUACAAGCAGGAGCUCACAAGACCAAUACAAGAAGCCGACCAGUUCUUCAGGGACAUCGAGGCGCAGAUGGACUCGUUUACACUAGAUGACAACAGCGGCGGAGGUGAUGACGGUUCCUCGGAAGAUGAUGAGCAAGAAGCAGGCCACGCGGACGGCUUGCCGGAGAUCACGAGUCAAUGCGCGGAGGACAAUGAGCUGAAGAGCCACCUCCUGAGCAAGUACAGCGGCUACCUGACUAGCCUCUGGAGGGAUCUCUCCAAGAAGAAGAAGAAGGGCAAGCUGCCCAGGGACGCUCGCCAGAAGCUCCUGCACUGGUGGCAGCUGCACUACAGAUGGCCCUAUCCAUCGGAACUGGAGAAGGCGGCGUUGGCGGAGUCGACGGGGCUGGACGGGAAGCAGAUCAACAACUGGUUCAUCAACCAGCGGAAGCGGCACUGGAAGCCGACGCCGCCGGCCGUGGAAUACAGGUCGCAGCAGCAGCAGCCCCAUUACGGCGCUUCGAGCAGCUCUUCUGCUGCCUUUCUGACGGAAGGGCAUUACUUCACCGGAGGAAGCGCAUAUCCCCCUCGUGGCCCGUGAUGCAACUGGCCGCGGCCGGCCAUACGUACUUACGUGCACGUAUACGUAUACGUACAUGAUACAUAUACACAAAUGGUGUGGGUGUGUGGAUGUGGUGUCAUUAACUGGGGCUAUAUAAUGUGUGCUUAUAUAGCUAAGGAUUUGAUCUGGCUAAUGACAUGGACAUAAGGUGUGUAACCUCUGUUGAUUCUUUCGCACCUGAUCUGUAUGCGCGAUUAAUUAAUUUGCCCCAAAUGCAUGCACCUGCGUGGGUGAAAUGAUGCAUGUAUGGGGUUACAUAUAUAGAAAUUUGUAACAGAUCACCAUUAUUGGUUUUGGUCUUGUGAUCCAUUGCCGUCUUAUGUUAGAGCAGUUCCCUGCUUGUGACA